AUGACCAGCCUGGAGAUGCCGGUGCUGAGUGUGAGCCCUUUUCUGCCGGCAGCGCCCGUGCAGCUAGUCCGGCUGAGGAAGCUGUUGUACCUGCAGGCGUCAGGUACGGUGCUUGCCGGCGGCGAGGUCUCCGUUGGCCUCUUGACAAGCUUCGUAUUACUCAUGGCACUACUUUGCUGUGCUGGCGUUGUCGGCAUCUGUGCCCUGGAGUGGCUGCUGUUCUGGCGCCGCAAGGCCGUGACCUCCCUCGAGUUCAAUGAGCAGGAAGUACUUGACAACCUUUCCGACAACAAUUCAAUUGGUCGCAGUGAAACAGGAGACCAACUGUACCGGGUCCGUCUUCAGGACAGUAAUGGCAGCGGGCGCUUCAGGUCGGUAACCGUGAAGAAGUUGGAGAACGAGAAAGGAAAGGUGGAUGACAAUCUUAAGAACCGAUGCCAGUCCGAGGUAAACAUGCUGGGCGUCAUCCGUCACGACAACGUCAUCAGCCUUGUCCACCGUAUCGAGAGGGACGACAUGAUCCUGCUCUUAUACGAGCACAUGGAGAAUGGCAGGCUUGACGAAUGGCUGCUGCACCAGCCCCUGGAAGCCAGCAAGCGGCGGCGGCGUCCACCGCUGCGCUGGCGGGAACGGCGAGCCAUUGCCAUCGGCGUGGCCAAAGGACUCUUUCACUUGCACCAUGGAUGCAACAAACCUGUCAUCCACCGCAACAUCAAGCCGAGCAACAUCUUGCUUGACGGCGACCUCAAUGCCAAGAUCGCUGGUUUCGACCUGGCCCAGAUCAACCUUGCUGGACUCAGCCAGCCGUUGAGAAACUCGGAACUUCCUGCUGAUUCCUUCGGGUACACGGCUCCAGAAUAUGCGACGGUCGAGGUGAGUGAGAAGGUGGACGUGUACAGCUUUGGUGUGCUGCUGUUGGUCCUCGUUACGGGGAGACCGGCCAACAGACCAGGCGCGCACGGCCACUUGGCCACUUGGGCACGUGGACACCACAGUGAACUGAUCGCUGGGGAAUCCUACCAUGAAGCCUUCGAGAGAUCAGCCGACAUGGAUAUCCCGGAUCGGGCUAGGCACUUGAAGGAGAUGGCUGCCGUGUUCAGGCUCGGUGUGGAUUGCACCGUCGUGGAUCCACAGCAGAGGCCGUCCAUGCAGACGGUUCUGAACCGCCUCCAGAGGUGUUGGUGGCUGUGGGGACUGGGACAAUGCGUCAGCCUAUCGUGA
Messenger RNA from Miscanthus lutarioriparius, 1221 nucleotides. NCBI's taxonomy places the organism in Eukaryota, Viridiplantae, Streptophyta, Magnoliopsida, Poales, Poaceae. The record is from the annotation of a GenBank genome assembly.